Molecule: messenger RNA, 1527 nt
Organism: Indicator indicator
Lineage: Eukaryota; Metazoa; Chordata; Aves; Piciformes; Indicatoridae
Product: potassium voltage-gated channel subfamily V member 2-like
Exons: 2
Coding region: 1-1527 (508 amino acids)
Biological process (GO): protein homooligomerization; potassium ion transmembrane transport
Cellular component (GO): membrane; voltage-gated potassium channel complex
Molecular function (GO): delayed rectifier potassium channel activity
Source: RefSeq, a predicted model, not a curated record
AUGCGGCAGCUGGCAGCGAGGCGGGCGAGUCUCUCAGCCAGCGUCAAGAUCGGGGAUCGCCGCGGCUGCUGCUACAGGACCCCGGAGGAGGAGGAAGUGCACAUUCCGUUCGCACAGGACAGCCUGGUGAAGCGAUGGAGCUCCAUGCAGAACGUGGCAGAUGUGAGCCAGGAGGAAAGCAAAGCUCCCGUCCAAAGGAACAAGUUCCUGCUCAACAUUAACGUGGGUGGCAAACCGUUCCAGAUCGCCUGCAAGGUGGCAGCCCAGUACCCUGUCACCAGGCUGGGCAAGCUUGCCCUCUGCACGGACCCCAUGACAAAGCUGCAGCUCUGUGAUGACUACUCGGUGCAGAAGAAUGAGUACUUCUUUGACAGGGACCCUUCCAUCUUCCACUACAUCUUCCACUUCUACUGCAGCGGAGUGCUGUGGAUCAUGGAUGAGAUGUGCCCCAGCAACUUCAUGGAGGAGGUGGAGUACUGGGGGAUCCACCUGAAGUACAGCCAGCGCUGCUGCCGCAUCCUCUUUGAGGAGAAGCAGGACGAGCUCAACGAGUACCUGAAAAUAGAGAAGGAGCUGGAGGCAGAACUGGAGCCCGUGGACUUGUCAGGGAAGUUUGAGGGCAAGUUCCUGGGGCAGUUCCGGGGGAUGGUCUGGAACCUGAUCGAGAACCCCUACUCCUCAGUGGCAGCUAAGAUCAUUGCGGUCAUGUCAAGUCUCUUUGUGCUCAUCUCCAUCGUGGGCAUGACGCUCAGCACCGUGGAGGAGAUACAGCACAAGACAGGGAAGGUGUGGAUGGAGCAGCUGGAGGUGGUCUGUGCCAUCUUCUUCACCUCUGAGUACAUCAUGAGGCUCAUCUCCUCCACCAGCUUCAAGAACUUCCUGCGUGCGGCGUUCAAUGCUGUGGACCUGGUGGCCAUCCUGCCCUUCUACGUCCAGAUCCUCUUCGAGAGCCUGGACGAGGCAGAGACUCUGUACCAUGAGGAGCUGCACAAGGUGGAGAACGUCAGCAAGCUGGGCAAGGUCCUCAAGCUCAUCAAGCUCAUGCGGAUCUUCCGCAUCCUCAAGCUGGCGCGGCACUCCACCGGGCUGCGAGCCUUCGGCUUCACCAUGCGCCAGUGCUACCAGCAGGUCUGCUGCCUCUUCCUCUUCAUCGCCAUGGGGGUCUUCACCUUCUCCGCCCUCAUGCACUCGGUGGAGCAUGACGUGCCAGGAACCAGCUUCACCAGCAUCCCCUAUGCAUGGUGGUGGGCAGCGGUCAGCCUCUCCACCGUGGGCUACGGAGACACAGUGCCCGACUCGGUGCUCGGCAGGAUAGUGGCGUUUGCCUGCAUCUCCUUUGGCAUCAUCCUCAACGGCAUGCCCAUCUCCAUCCUCUACAACAAGUUUUCUGACUACUACGCCAAGCUGAAGGCUCACGAGAACGAGCUCAACCAGGCGCUUAAGCCCUGCCGCAGGGUCCGGCUGAAGGAGCGAGUGCUGCGCAAGCUGUCCGAGUGCUGCGGCGCCGACCCCCGCGGCCCCCGCUGA